Molecule: messenger RNA, 1063 nt
Organism: Asparagus officinalis (garden asparagus)
Lineage: Eukaryota; Viridiplantae; Streptophyta; Magnoliopsida; Asparagales; Asparagaceae
Product: protein FAR1-RELATED SEQUENCE 5-like
Exons: 2
Coding region: 31-1038 (335 amino acids)
Biological process (GO): regulation of DNA-templated transcription
Source: RefSeq, a predicted model, not a curated record
GGAGAGGUGAACAUUCCAACAAACAAGCAAAUGGCCUUCUUUGAAAACUCUAGCGGAGGUUUUCAUAGAAUUGGAUGCAUUGAGACCGAUGUGAGAAAUUAUGAAAGAGAUUUGAGAGAGGAGAGGCGCGGUCAUGAUGCACAAAUGAUGUUGGAUCAUUUCAAGUCGGAACAAGAGAAGAAUCCUUCAUUUUAUUAUGUUUAUGAAGUUGAUGAAGAGAAGCGCUUAACUCAUUGUUUUUGGGUGGAUGGCAUUGCUAGAAUGAAUUAUCAACACUUUGGCGAUGUUGUCUCCUUCGAUGCCACGCAUAACACAAAUCAAUAUGGCUUGGUAUUUGUGCCGUUUGUAGGCAUAAAUCACCAUUGGCAAAGUGUUUUUUUAGGAUGUGGCUUGAUCCCAAACGAAGAGGCAAAGUCUUUCGUAUGGUUGUUUAACAAAUGGAUUGAAGCAAUGGGUCAUCCUCCUUCGGGCAUGAUUACAGAUCAAUGUCUUGGCAUAUGCAAGGCAAUUGAAACAGUUUUUCCAGAAAUUCGGCACAGGUUUUGCAUUUGGCAUAUCUUGGACAAAGUUCCGGAGAAGUUGGGUAAAUUGGCUUAUAGAACAGAAUUUAUGAAAUCUUUCAAAGAAAAUAUUUGGGACUCCGAGACUGUUAGCUCUUUUGAAGAGAAUUGGGUUUCAAUUCUUAAAAAAAAUGGAUUGGAAACGCAUGAUUGGCUACAUGAUAUCUAUAAAAUUCGUGAAAAAUGGGCUCCGGUUUAUCAUAAACAACACUUUUGGGCUAGAAUGUCUAGUAGUCAAAGAAGUGAAGGGAUGAAUGCAUUGCUAAAAAUGCAUGUAUCAAGAAAAAAUUCACUUCAUGAUUUCGUUACCAUCUUUCAGAGGGUCUUGGCGAGACAAAGAGAGGGGGAGCUUAAAGAAGAUCAUUACACAGUGGAGAAAAAGCCAAAUCUGAAGACUUUGUGGUCAAUGGAAAAACAAAUGGCCCAAAUCUACACGAAAAAAAAUCUUUUAUAUAUUUCAAGAAGAGCUUCAACCUAGCUUAAUGUAUAACAUUGAGCUGGUA